Molecule: messenger RNA, 471 nt
Organism: Rotaria socialis
Lineage: Eukaryota; Metazoa; Rotifera; Eurotatoria; Philodinida; Philodinidae
Source: the annotation of a GenBank genome assembly
AUGAUGAAGAUUUUCAGUGUGCUAUUAUUUCUUAUUAUUUUCAUUAAAUAUACUGAAUCAAAAUCGUUGCGUCGUUCGUAUCUAGUGGUUAAAAGUUCAGACGAAAAAAAAUUAUUAUAUCGAAUACAAACUUCAACAAGUGACAUCGAUACAAUUAUAUUAGUCGAUAAUCCUAUUGUGGCAAAUACUGAAGAUAUAAAUUUAGUGCAUAAUCAUGAUGAGAAUUCUUUCUUUAUUCUUUCUAUUAAACGUAUUGAAUUAACAACAACAACAACAACAAAAGCGAUUCGUUCAUUUCUAGUUGUCAAAAUCAACACAAACUCUACAAGUUUAAUACAUGAAAUGACAAUAUUCUAUGCUGAUGAAAGAAAAUUAUUAUAUCGAUUAAAAGCUUCUACUAGUGAUAUUGAUACUAUUGUACUUGUUAAUUAUCCAGCAAGAAAUAUUGUUGCUUAUGUUGAAGGUAUAUGA